AUUAACACACAGCAUAGAGCAAGGCUCUUGCUGCUGAAGAACUACUAUGAAGAGAUGACAUUGACAGGAUGGAUAUGUCUUGCGGUGACCGGAAAUGAAAGCUAAACCAAUGACAAUUUGUUGGCUUUAUACCGUAAUGAAGAAAAUGACGCAUGAAUGAAAUAUACGACAUGAAUCCGAAACCUACGAUUUACCAUGAAAAACAGGUUAAAGAGCUGUGUGCUCUGCAUGCGCUCAACAAUUUGUUCCAGACUCGUGGAACAUUCUCCAAAUCCGAGCUGGAUUCUAUAUGCAGCCGACUGUCGCCAAACGUAUGGAUCAACCCGCACCGCUCGAUGCUGGGGCUCGGCAACUACGACAUAAACGUGAUCAUGGCAGCCUUGCAGAAGAAGGGAUGCGAAGCUGUGUGGUUUGACAAAAGAAAAGAUCCUGGAUGUCUGGACCUGUCCAACAUCUGUGGAUUCAUUCUCAACGUGCCAUCAGACUACAAACUGGGUUUCGUAAUGCUUCCAUUGCGACGCAGACACUGGAUCACCAUCCGACAGAUUCAGGGAAACUUUUACAAUCUGGAUUCUAAGUUAGAGGCUCCACAGCUUAUUGGAAGGAGUAUUGAUUUAAUAGCAUAUCUGAAAGAACAGCUAGAUAGCAAAGAAAAAGAACUGUUUGUAGUCGUGAGCAAGGAGGUUGAAGAGAAACAGCUCUGGAUGAACCAGUACGCGUUGCAGAACAACAUACAGCACACAAACACCAACCACCAGCAGAACCACUGUGACAGUCCUGACAGUGCCUCAGAAUACGACUACCGGAAUCGGGACGUAGAGUGCCUCAAAGUGACAGAAGUCAGAAACUGUAUGGUCAGAAGGGAGAACGGAUCAUAAUAGUGCAAGUUUAAUAUGUUAUCGGACUGUGACGGUUAUUUUAAGUGUUCAAAAUACUGCCGUGUUUAUGGUUAAAAUGGUAUGUCAAGUUUUUUUUUAUAAUAAUAACUUUAAAUUUUUUACUUAAAAAAAACAGACUCAUUAUGGUCUAGCCCAGAGAACACUCAAGUUGUUGUGUAUUUAAUUUUUUUUAUUUAUGAUCAGACCAUGCAUAAACAGAGUAGGUCAAUUGCGAUAAUACUUUUUACGUUACAAAUGAUGUUUAGCAUACAAAGUUUAUUUACAUAUUUUCAGUAUUAAAACUGGGCUGUUAACUGUAUUUCUACAUAUGAUUGAUACUCGUAGUACUACUUCAACAUAUGUUCAGUUUCGUCUUCUUCUUAAAUUUAAGAGCUAACUGUUGUCGGAGGAGCUUCCUCCAUUCAGUUUCUUAUUCCCAGUUUAAGUAUUUACUAUUAUUUUUAAAGCUAAAUAUACUGUUUUCUCAGUGAGCACGGCAGAAUGUAUGGUAUUAUUGUGUGUUGUGUGAUGAUGAUGUUCCAUGAUGUCUGCAGAGCUAAGUGUCAUUUUGUAAGAUAUACCUGCGUCAAGCCGUUGGGAGGCUGACGAGGUACUUAACACUAAGGUCUUGUUUGUAUUAUUAUUACCAAUGUUUUGUUUUGUGGUAUAUUAUUUAUUUUUCGUUUUACACAAAAUUUUUUUUUGAUUGUUGACUUUUACGAGUUUUUUAAGAAAAGAAAUAUUUUUUACAUUGUUGAGUGAACUAUAAUUCUAAUUGUCUAUGGUUUUAAGUUAUUUAGAACAAAGUGUGUGUGGGCUUUGACUGUGAAGAUUUUCAUUCAGUCAAAUCUACUCCUAAGAUAUAUUUUCUGCACAUAUUUGAAAAUACAAUAAAAAAAUAUAAAGUGGAAAAGGAGAGCUAUGAUAUAAUCAUCAACAUUUGGAAAGGGCUGUAGCAACAAGUGUGAAAUUAUAUUUUCUGUACAAAAAUUAGAUCUUAAAUAUUUUCUCGAUCAAUUGUUCCAAAUAGAAUCUUUAUAAUGUCAUCUGAAUCUUAUAUCUUGGCCUGAGCAUUUUACUAUAGAGUAUGUAAUGAAUUUUUAAUGUAAUAGAAAUAAGCUAGAAUGGAGCGUGGUAGUGUGGCGUCGCUCCCAAGUGCAAUAGGUACAAUGCCAAAUGUCUUACCAAACUCAACAAUAAGUGAACUAUAAUAAUAGUAUAAAGCACAUUUAUAUAAAGACAAUUUUACUGUGUUACGUUUAUUUCAAGCACAAUAUUUUUUUUUAUUAUUGUUUUUGUUGAUCUUGCAACAUAUCAAGGAGUACUUGGUAAUUGAUGUGUUGGCAUCAUGUUCUUUUUUAUAAAUAAUUUGACAAAUCUCAAUCUGAAACUUUGUAAAUACAAAAUAUUUUUCCAAAAAAUAGAAAGUUUGAUAAAGUAAA
Molecule: messenger RNA, 2320 nt
Organism: Amyelois transitella
Lineage: Eukaryota; Metazoa; Arthropoda; Insecta; Lepidoptera; Pyralidae
Gene: Josd
Product: josephin-2
Exons: 5
Coding region: 153-878 (241 amino acids)
Biological process (GO): protein deubiquitination
Molecular function (GO): cysteine-type deubiquitinase activity
Source: RefSeq, a predicted model, not a curated record